Vidua macroura (Pin-tailed whydah) is the source of this 3189-nucleotide messenger RNA. Its product is annotated as collagen alpha-1(III) chain-like. The coding region runs from base 1 to 3189 and encodes 1062 amino acids. The transcript has 9 exons. The record is from RefSeq and is a predicted model, not a curated record. NCBI's taxonomy places the organism in Eukaryota, Metazoa, Chordata, Aves, Passeriformes, Viduidae.
AUGAUCCAUUACGCGGGUGUCACUGCCUACAACGAGGUUCAAUCAGAUACGCCGGUUGCCGUGGACAACGGGGGAAGCGGCGGUACCGGGCUGACGACUUUUCUGGAGAGGCGGGUGGUGGUUGCCAUCAGGGAGGUGACACGGCGCGAUCUGCAUGAGGGUGGCCCGGCAUCGCGGGAAGGGACAGACCGCAUCUUCCGCGGCCGCCGCUCGCCUUGCGGCCCCUCCGCUCGUCCGGGAGGCAGCCCCGAACCACCGGCACAUCCUCAGGGAGAGGAACGUCUUCCCUUACAGGCGGCCCCGCGGAUGUGCACACACCCUCCCAUCUGGGAUGCGGGCCGGGAGCGCAGCACAGCGCCCCACGUCCCUCCCGCAGCCCCGCGGUGGAAAUCAAUGAACGUUUGUUCCGUGCGGAGCGACCCUCUUGCGAGCGGUGCCCUGUUAUUAGUGGGGAAAGGGGGAGAGAAGAAAGGCUCUCUGCGGACUCCUGCGCACGUCCUCGCCUCCGGCGGAGCUGCUCCCAGGUGCCGGAGAGGGGGCAACGGGGGCCGGGCUGGCUGUCAGCGCCGCCGGGAAGAGCCGAGCGAGCAGCCUUUGGGAACGGCCGUGCUCCAGGUGGGGCAUGCCAAGGAACAGGGGACGAUGCCUCUCCACGCCCGCGGGAGGAGCGAUGCCAGGGCCCUCCCAGCCGGUGCCACGGUGCGUGACACGCCAGCCCCGUGCCUCUCCGGGGUGAGAAACUUCCUGGCUGCUAGCGACGGGUGGCUGCGCCGCUGCAACGCAUCUUUCGGUCCCGAGAUUCCCCCCCCCCCCGCCCAGCGCUUGGUGCGGAGAGACGCACUCGCGGCUCCCAGCACAGAGAAGCGUACGGGCCGUGCGGGGGUCGCCGGGCUCGACUCGGCCCCGACCAGCGAAGUUCGGGAGACAGAGCCAGCCUCUGCUCUAAAGCGGAGGAGGAGAGUCAUUGCUCCCUCGCAGCGCUGCUUCCGUGCCGCCUCCAUGCGGAGCCCGCCGGCAGCCCCCGCCCCUCCGGGGGUGAGCCCAGUGGCGGGGCAGCGCCCGCCAGCCCGUGUUCGGGAGCGGGCGAGGACGAGCGGAUCCGAGACCCGGACACGGCCGGGGCUACGCGGCUACUCGCCGUUCCCUCUCCCCUCCCUGCCAGAGCAAGCAGGAUCGGCACACGCGCGCCGCCUCCCUCGCAGCGCGCUCCCGCUCCCCACGCACAUCGUCUCGCAGGCACUCGCCGCCUCAGACUUCCACACACGCGGAGCCGCCCGCCGUCCCCGGCUGCUCUCCGGGCUCGUCACCACCCGCACACGCCCGACCCUCCCCCCGCUCCACACCCCCGCACACACACACGGGGCCCCCGCCGCUUACGGCCGCUGGGAGCGGUCCCAGCGCCGCGCCCGGGCGGCCGCGUGUGUGCGCUUGCGGGAAACCCGAGGACCUUCCCUGCGGCCUCUUUGGCAGCGCUCCGCCGCCACCGCCGGGCCAGCUGCGCGGCCCCGGCUGAUGCUGCGGCCCGGCCCCCGGGCGGGUGGCCCCGGCGGAGGCAGCGCCGUGCGCUCGGCGGCUGCGAUGUGCGUGCUGCCAGAGCCAGCCGGGGAAAGGCCAACGGCGCCCGAGGCGCGGGCAGAGGUAGCGGCUGAUGUCUUGGCAGGUCCAAGAGCGAUUUGGCCGCCACAGCCGGGAGGCCGGCCCGGAUUAUUCAUCAUGGGCGGACGAACACAAUCCCUCCCCCCAUCCCUGUCAGCCCUGGAUAUUUUGUCCCGGCCGUACAAACAAUAUUCAACUUGUAUCCUCUUCCUUGGAGGCACCGGGAAGCCGGCGGCUGCCAGGAACAGGCUCCCGUGCAGCGCACGGCAGCGGGAUCCUGUUUCCCUCGCAGCCGGCGGAGAGCGGCGGUCCCGCGGGAAGCGGGCGCUUUCCGCCCCCGCCCGGCGCACGGCCGCGGCCCCCGGGCCCUGCCAGGCGUCCCCUGAGGGGCUUGGCCACCGCCCGGCUCCGGCCCGCGGGCGGGGGCCCCCGGCGUGCAGCCGCUGCUUUGCAAACCGCACGAUCGCAGCCCGAGGAGGGCGGCGCGGCGCUGGCAGCCGGCGCUGCCUGCCCGUGCCAAGCCGCGGGCACAGCGGGGCUCGGCGGCCCCGAGCGCUCCGCUCGCCAGCCAAAGCCGAAAUGAAAGCCAGCUCCGCAAACGCCCCCGGGCUCUGCCUGGCGCCGGUUUCCCCUUUUCUUCCCCGCAGCCUCUCUCCAGUGGGAGCAGCCAGAGGCGUGGGGGGGUCCCGGGGAGCCGAGCUGUCCCUGGGCCCCCCUGUCGAUCCCUAUCCCCGCGCGGACUCGGAGCCCAGCCGAGCUUCCCUCGCCCUCUGUUGGAAGCCUCCACGCGGUGCGCGGCCGUGGCGCCGGCGAGGUCCCCCGCACCCCCCUAAAUCCGACCGAGGGGACGCAGGAAACGUCGCCUCCGAGCUCAGCGGCGAGCAGCGGGGGCGGCACAGCCUGAGCGGGGCCCGGAGGGACGGGGACCCGAGGGUCAAUGCGGGGAUAGUCCCGGGAGGGCGAGCGCAGCCCGCGGGAGACGAGGGUCGCGGGCAGACUCCUCGGAAGGGCACGCCUGUGGCUGAGCGCCGCUUCGCGCAGCUAUUUCGGCAGCUUUUCCUUCUGCUGCUGCGGCUGCUGGGGAACCACUUUUCCCCGUCACAAGCAUGCCCUGCGGCGAGGGGAUCCAAGCACAAUAAAACAUCACCCGCGCUGGCGCCGGGAGAAAGCCCAGGCGCUGACCCUUCGCUCCGCUCAGAAACCCCCAGGGCAGGACUUGAUGCCGCGUCCGCCAUCCCCUUUGCACGGCACUCCCCCGCUCCUCCUUCGCGGGGGGAUAACGGCGGGGAAAGCCUCUCUCCCGGCAGCCGUGGCCCGCCGGCAGGGCUGCGAACCGCGCGGAGCCGGGAGCGAGCUGAGCCCUGCGGAGCGCCGGGCGCGGGUACCGCGGUGCGCAGGGACGGCUCAUCCCGCUCCCCGCCGGGCCCCGAGAGCGGCGGCCGGGGAAAAUCGUGCGGCGGGCAUCCAUCACCUUCCUCUGCCGUCUCCCGCGGGCAGCCCUCGGCUGCUGUUUAUUUUGUUAUCAAAUCAAUUAAGCUGCCGCUCUCGUAUAAAACGGGGGCGGAAAGGGAGGGAGGAGGGGGUUUGGAGUAA